Amoebophrya sp. A120 is the source of this 3037-nucleotide messenger RNA. The record is from the annotation of a GenBank genome assembly. Lineage: Eukaryota; Dinophyceae; Syndiniales; Amoebophryaceae.
AGGUAUUUCCAAGAUGAGAUUUACACCUACACCGCAAGCGUGCUAUUUUCCAUCAAUCCCUACAAGAAGCUCGACCAUUUGUACAGCAAUGAGCGGCAAAGUGACUACCUAAACCUGGCAUCACUUCAAUCCCGACCGCCACACGCAUUUGCGUUGGCGGAAAUCGCCCGGCGCAAACUCGUUCAUGGACGAACACACCAGGCCAUUGUGAUUUCUGGGGAGUCUGGUGCGGGAAAAACAGAAAAUGCGAAGGUCGUGAUGGCGUAUCUAAUACAGCAAUCGCGUACGCGAGCCAAGGUCGCAGAAAACGGCGCAGCGGCAGCUUCGGUAGAUAAUAUGAUCCUCCGCUGUGCGACACCGAUCCUCGAAUCACUGGGGAAUGCGACGACGGUCCGCAACCACAACUCGAGCCGCUUUGGGAAAUUCAGCAUGCUGAUGUUCAACGCGAGAGGCGACAUCGUGGGAGGCGAGAUCCGCACCUACUUGCUCGAGAGCAGUCGCGUUUCAAAAUUUGGAGCUGGGGAACGGACGUAGAGACUCAUUCUGUUCUGAUUUCUUGACGAAUAGUGUUCGGAUUAUAAUUCUUUCCUAUUUUUUUUUCUUUCUGAGUGUCCUGGUAUUGCAGCAUUGACAUUUUCUUUCACAGUGAGUACUAGUAGAAUCACCUGGUGUAGCAUGGUAUAAAGUUUGAUUUAAUAAAUUAACGAAAAUCACAAAGGUACCAUAUUUGGUACGAAAUACUAUGCGGAGCUUCCGCCGAGCAGCUGACGAAACUUGGCUUGCAGAAAAACUCGAAAUACGCACUUCUCUAUGGAAGAGAUCAGGUGACGCAGAAAUCCACUCCACUCCGGGGGGCGGAAGAAGCGACGAACUUUACAGCGUUCUGCACCGGAUUGAAAGUUAUGAACUUCUCCCCGGAACAAAUCGAAGAGGUGCUCGAGACGCUCGGUGGGCUGAUCCACCUGUUUGAACUGGAUUUUGAGGAUGCGGCGAGUGGACAGGGUAUCCAAGUAGUAGAAUCGCCCCACGUUGCUGAAGCUGCGCGUCUGCUCGGCAUGUCGGUGAACUCUCUCUGCGAGUCCUUGUGCAAGAAGACACUGAUCCGGCCCAAACGAAACAACCAGGGCCGUGAUUCCGUUUUCAAAACUGACCGGACACCAGCACAAGCGAAGAAUGCACAGGAAGCCUUGGUGAAAAUGCUGUACAAACGCCUCUUCGAGCACAUUGUGGCGCAGAUCAACAGCUCCCUCCUCGUGGCGGGUCAAACCCAGAACUUAGCCGAAUCUAGUCGGCGUCACAUAGGAAUCUUGGACAUCUACGGCUUCGAACAAUUGAAACUCAAUUCCUUCGAACAGCUGUGCAUCAACCUGGCGAACGAGCGACUACAGGAGUUUUUCUGUGACAAAGUGAUAUUGGCAGAGCAGGAGAUGUACCGCAAAGAAGGCCUUCCCGCAAUUUCACUACAAGUCGAGUCAAGUGGUAUUAUUUGUCGUAUGCGGCUGUAUCUCUUAUAUUUUUGCACAAUUUUCUAUGGAAGUGUCAGAAUCGAAAUUCACAAAAUCGAAAAAUUUGUGAUGCACAAAAUCGAUGUCAGUUGGAGCCUCAGUUUCCAAGUGGCGCAUGACAAAGCUCGGGAGCACCCAGCUCCAGUCUGUCAUGCUGUUUGGACAAAGAAGACUGCCGCUGUCAUGCUACUCUGGCAGCAGAUUGCAUACCCCUAAACAGGCUUACAAUCGGCCUCAUUUGCCUGCUCUCCAAUACAGGCCUUCAAUGCCCUACAUUUUAUGCAUCACAAGUUUUUCGAUUUUGUCGAUUUCGAUCCUGACACAUCCAUAUUUUCUUGCAGAUCGAUGCAUACCAAGAUAAAGAUUGUUCUUUUUAAGCAACACAAUGUAAAUGAAUUUGAAUACUCUUGACAGAGCCACUCUUGGACGCGAUUGGGAACACGCUCAACACGCUACACGAGCACGGGCGCAUGACUACGACUUAGAAAACAAGUGCUUGCGUAUCAAUAAAAGCUGUGCGAUAUGUAAGGAAGGACGCAGAAGGAAACAAGUACAAGAGCAACCCUUCCCCUGGCAGGGAACGCGUCAAACAAUUUCAAAUACUCACUCGAGAGAUCGUUCUUUCUUGCGGCCAAAAAGAUUUUGACUUGCAUCAGAAAGUCCCCAAAAUGUUUUUUCAAUCCUCAGCAAGCAUUUGUUUCUUUGUUCCAUACUGCUCGCGAAGAAUGUGCGAACCACUGACGAGCGCUUUACGGCGGAUGUCCAUAAGAACUUUGGCGCACACAUGUGUAGACUGAAGCGCGGAGGCGCAAAGAAGAACCAGGACUAUGGUACGGAUGCUUUUAAAAUGAAUAUACAUCAACACGAGCAAAUCUUGCUUUAUUUUUGCAAUGGCUGAGUGCUAGAUGGUACAGCUAGAUGGUACAUCGUAGCGACGCCAUGCAUGGAGUAUAUUCAUACCUUUACCAUCAAAAUCAGAUGCCAAUUUGACCCUCGUGGUGAGACACUACGCCGGAGAAGUGAACUACUCAACAGAGGGAUGGCUCGAAAAGAAUAACGCGGCGCUAUCGACAGAAGCAGAAAUGUUGAUUUCCUGCAGUGACCACAAGCUCGUCGCGCGGCUCCACGGCGAAGCACAAUCCGCUGCGACAAGCGUUGGGCGCAAAUACCUGGCCGACCUCGACUUGCUGCUGUCCACGCUCGACGCCUGUUCUUUGCACUACAUUCGCUGCUUCAAACCAAAUUUGAGCCAGAAGCCGAGCCUGUGGGAGGGAGGAGUGAUCUUGGACCAAAUGCGGCAGUCAGGUGGCAUUGAUUUGGUAAAAAUCAUGCACGAGGGCUAUCCAAACCGCUGCAGUUUCGACUACCUGGUAGAGCGGUACCAGUCCAAGCUUCCGGAUUUCAAGGACGAGCAGCCGCGAACGUUCCUUGGUGCGCUGAUGUUAGCUUUCGAAGUCCCGAAAUCAGAUUACGUGAUCGGAGCCAGCCGACUGUUUUUGAAAAGUGGUUGCUUGGCCGUCCUCGACCAGCUG